Messenger RNA from Solea solea (common sole), 1970 nucleotides. RefSeq names its product solute carrier family 38 member 6 (gene slc38a6). Gene Ontology annotation, biological process: amino acid transmembrane transport; L-glutamine transport. Gene Ontology annotation, molecular function: L-glutamine transmembrane transporter activity. Bases 182 to 1546 code for a protein of 454 amino acids. NCBI's taxonomy places the organism in Eukaryota, Metazoa, Chordata, Actinopteri, Pleuronectiformes, Soleidae. The record is from RefSeq and is a predicted model, not a curated record. The transcript is spliced from 16 exons.
AGUGGGAGGCACGUGACGUGGUGGGCAGUCAACAACAACAACAGUGAGCGGCGAAUGAGUUUUCCAGAGUGGAUUAAACCGUGAUUUGACGUGAAGUGGAGCAGCUGAAAGUGGCGACACGGAGCACCGAGUGUUCGUUUACUGUAGUUAGUUCACGGUGUUGAGUUUCCCCGAGUAGAAAAUGAGUGUUAAUAGAAAUGGACGCCCAGCUUCAUACAGCGAGUACACCGCCGUGGACAGAGAAGACAGUGAAACUUCUCCUUUACUGUCAAAUACAUCAGGACAGACCAGGGACAAAGGAGCUUCCUUCACGUCCUCCGUGUUUAACCUGAUGAAUGCCAUCAUGGGCAGUGGUAUACUGGGUCUGGCUUAUGCCAUGGCGAGCACUGGUAUAUUUGGUUUCUGUAUUCUGUUGAUACUGGUGUCCAGCCUGGCAGCGUACUCUGUACACCUCCUCCUGAAGCUAUGUGACCAAACAGGCAUCAAUUCAUAUGAAGAUCUUGGAGGGAAAGCCUUGCAAAAACCAGGAAAGUUUCUCGUUGGCAUCGCUAUUCUCGUUCAAAAUAUGGGUGCAAUGGCAUCCUAUCUGUUCAUCUUGAAGUCAGAGCUUCCUGCGGCCGUAAGCAGCCUCCUGGGCCCAGACAACACAGCAAACACCUGGUAUGAAGACGGCAGGAUGCUUCUGAUCGUAGUCACAAUCUGCGUUGUUUUACCGUUGUCCAUAUUGCCAAGAAUCGGCUUCCUGGGGUACACCAGUAGCAUCGCUUUCUUCUUCAUGCUGUACUUCACAGUUGUGGUUGUGGUCAAGAAGUGGUCCAUCCCCUGCCCGCUGCCUCACAACGUGACUCUGCUUUCAGGAGCCUCCCAGGUAUCGAAUUCCACUGACGCAGAGUGCACGCCCAAACUCUUUGUCAUCUCCAGCGAGAGUGCCUACGCCAUCCCCACCAUGGCCUUCUCCUUUCUGUGCCACACCGCUAUCCUGCCCAUCUACUGUGAACUGGACCGGCCGACUAAGGCCCGGAUGCAGAACAUCACAAACGUCAGUAUCGGCUUAAGCUUCCUGCUUUACCUCAUUUCCGCGCUGUUUGGCUACCUCACCUUCUACGCUCAGGUGAACUCGGAGCUGUUGCUCGGCUACGACGCGUUCAUGCCGCGGGACGUCAUGGUGAUGCUGGUCCGGCUGGCCAUCCUCCUCUCCGUGCUGCUGACCGUACCUCUGAUUCAUUUCCCUGCCCGUAAGGCUGUGAUCUUGCUGAUCCGCGGAAGUCGUCCUUUCUCCUGGCCGAUCCACAUCAUCACAACCCUAAGCAUCCUGGGCGUGGUGCUGAUCCUGGCCAUCUUUGUCCCCGAUAUCAGAAACGUGUUUGGAAUAGUGGGAUCAACAACAUCCACCUGCCUGAUGUUUAUUUUCCCGAGCAUCUUCUACCUCAAGAUUGGCACACAAACCCGCGGAUCCUUUGACUCCGUCGGGGCCAUUCUGUUGAUCAUCUUUGGAGUCAUCAUGGGAGUCGCCAGCCUCUCUUUCAUCUUCAUGACAUGGUUAUAGAGCUCGUAACCCUCGGCCUCAAAAUCAAGCACAUGAGCAGAGGAAAGAGAACUGAGUACUGGAGAGUUAAAAAAAAAAAGAAAAAGGGAACUGUUUGCGACUUGUCAGCAUUACCUCAAGCAAAAAUAUCUAUUGGACAAGUUGUUCUCAACAAUGGACGCGUGUUUUUGUACUUUUGAACUCAAAGACAUUAAGCAAACCAAGUGCACAUGGACCAAAAUAGACCAAAGGUGUUUUUUUUAUGAUCUACUCACUAAUUUUUACAGGUCUCACACCCGAGUCAGGUUACUCUUUUUGUGUUUAAUCCGCCUUCACAAACAGUGUGUGAGGCUUUUGUCACUUUAAAUUCACUCCGUGUCCUUUUUUAUGUCUAUUUUCACCUUCUGACGACCGUCGUGUUGUUGUCUGUGGAUGAUCGUGCACC